AUGCUCUCACGUGUUGCUGCUGUGAUGGCACCCCGCACACACAACCGUCGCCGCGUGACCGGAUCCAGCGGAAGGAGGAGGGAAGGAAGAGAUCGUGAGCCGCAGAGGCCCAACAUGUCCCGGCGUGUGUUUACUUCCGCGGUGCUGCUCCUCCUCGUCGUGAUGAUGUGCUGCAGCGGUGGGGCUUCGAACGCCGUGACGAGUAAUUCGGGGAAUGCGCAAUUGCCGCAGGGAGUCGAUCUAUUUGUGCCGCAGAUGACGCUGGUUGUACCGAAAGGUGGAACGUCUCAAGAAACUAUAAGGAAUUCAUUUAUUUCACCCUCUCUCGUCAGUGCUGGUGGAGUAAUUGCUGCUUUUGCCGAAGGUCAAGUGUAUACCGUUAAUGGUGCUAGACAAAAUGAGAAAACUUCUUCUGAUGUUGUUGCGGAGUACAUCGACUCUUCGUGGGAUUGGUCCGCUCUUGUUGGCAAGGUCAAAAAGGAAGAAUGGAAGGCAAACACCGUGCUUGGUACAACAAAUGGAACGGAUAAUCGUGCGGAUUUUUUUUACCACCCCACAACCACCACGAAGGGCAAUAAGGUGUUUCUUCUUGCGGGAAGCCUUUAUAAGUACAGACAAACUGUUGGAAAGCAGACAUAUAGCGGAUUCAAAUCACGAAUUGAACUGGUUGUGGGUGAUGUGAGGGAGCCUACGAGCAGCGAACCGACUGAACGUAUCAAAUGGGGCGAAAUCAGGUCUCUGUUAAACGAGAGUACUAUAACUGCUCACAAAGGUAAAUUGACAUGGUUUCUUGCUGCUGGUGGCUCAGGUGUUCUGAUGGAGGAUGGCACGCUUGUGUUUCCUCUGAUGGCGGAGAGCGGAAAUGGUGGCUAUUACUCCAUGAUUAUUUACUCGAAGGACAACGGCAGUACCUGGGCGCUCUCAACUGGUGUUUCCCCUGCGAACUGCACUGACCCCCGCAUCACCGAAUGGGAUGGAUCACUUCUCAUGAUUGUUAAUUGCAAUUAUAGCCGGAGGGUGUACGAGUCACGUGACAUGGGGAAAAAGUGGACGGAGGCCAUCGGGACACUCCCAGGCGUGUGGGUCAACUCACGAUUAUACUUUUGGGACCUGAGCUUGCGUGUGGAAGCCCUUAUCACCGCAACCAUUGAGGAAAGGAAGGUCAUGCUGUACACACAGAGAGGGUACGCCUUGGGGGAAAACGCCAAUACGCUCUACCUUUGGGUGACGGACAACAACCGUUCUUUUUAUGUUGGACCGGUUGCUACUGACGCUGCUGGGAAUUGGGAGUUCGCCAGCAGCCUGAUGUACUCGGAUGGCAAUUUGCAUCUUUUACAACAGAGGGGCAGUAGUGAACACAGUGUCAUUUCACUUUCCCGCCUGACGGAGGAACUGAGUGCAAUCGAGUCCGUCCUCAGUACUUGGGCGCAAAAGGACAUUUUCUUCUCCAGCUUGUCUAUACCCACGGCGGGUCUGGUGGCAGCUUUGUCCGAUGCGGCCAGUGAUGACACGUGGAACGACGAGUACCUUUGCGUGAAUGCAACGGUGACGAACGCGAAGAAGGUCAAAAAUGGGUUUCAAUUGACGGGGCAUAGCUCCGGGGUACUAUGGUCCGUGAACACUCGGGGAGAUGGUAUACGCCAUGUAUCUUUGAGCCACAGCUUCACACUUGUGGCGUCGGUGACCAUCGAAGAGGCUCCGAGUGAGAAAACUCCUCUCCUGGAUGCGAUGUUGGGGGACACUAAUUCCAAUCAUACCAUGGGACUGUCGUAUACCGCGGAUAACAAGUGGGAGACGAUGUUUGGGGGCAAGGUAACAACGGAAAGCAGGCCUUGGGAGCCGAAGAAAGAACACCAAGUGGCACUCAUGCUACAAAGCCAAAAGGUCUCUGUGUACAUUGAUGGUCAGUCGCUGGGGGAAGAAGAAUUGCCGUUAAAAGGUGAGAGUACACUUGAGCUUGUACGCUUUUGCUUUGGCGCGUGCGGUGAGGAUGCCGGCCAGAAAACUAAGGUGACGGUGACGAACGUCUUUCUGUACAACCGCCCACUGAAUUCCACUGAGAUGCGUGCAAUCAAGGACAGGAUCCCCGUUCCGACGAGAGGCCCGGAAACCCAAGUGGAGGGAAUGGCCACCACAGAGCAUUUGGCCGCGGUGCAUGACCCACGGGAAGUACCAGCAGCACUGGGGAGGACAACUGUGGAGAGAUCUACCGCCACAGAACAUGCGGCUGCGGUAAGCUUUACCUCUGCUGGGAGCGGACUGCUGCCGCUGCUUUUUCUGCUCGGGCUGUGGGGCUUUGUGGCUGCGUAA
Messenger RNA from Trypanosoma cruzi, 2310 nucleotides. Its product is annotated as trans-sialidase, putative. Gene Ontology annotation, cellular component: intracellular membrane-bounded organelle; cytoplasm; membrane. Lineage: Eukaryota; Euglenozoa; Kinetoplastea; Trypanosomatida; Trypanosomatidae. Gene Ontology annotation, biological process: oligosaccharide catabolic process; ganglioside catabolic process. The coding region runs from base 1 to 2310 and encodes 769 amino acids. The transcript has a single exon. The record is from RefSeq and is a predicted model, not a curated record. Gene Ontology annotation, molecular function: exo-alpha-sialidase activity.